This is a messenger RNA of Octodon degus (degu), 780 nucleotides long. RefSeq names its product C-C motif chemokine ligand 5 (gene Ccl5). The transcript has 4 exons. Bases 53 to 322 code for a protein of 89 amino acids. The record is from RefSeq and is a predicted model, not a curated record. Gene Ontology annotation, molecular function: CCR chemokine receptor binding; chemokine activity. Gene Ontology annotation, biological process: immune response; neutrophil chemotaxis; cellular response to type II interferon. Lineage: Eukaryota; Metazoa; Chordata; Mammalia; Rodentia; Octodontidae. Gene Ontology annotation, cellular component: extracellular region.
GUGAGGAUCUUGAGACACCACCCAGCUGCCACAACCCCUGCCUGCCAGUACCAUGAAGCUCUCUGCAGCCGCCCUCUCUGUCAUCCUCGCCGUUGCUGCCCUUUGUGCUCCUGCAUCUGCCUCUCUAUAUGCCUCGGACACCACUCCUUGCUGCUUUGCCUACAUCUCCCGGCCACUGCCCCGCACCCACAUCAAGGAGUAUUUCUAUACCAGCAGCAAAUGCUCCAACCUAGCGGUCGUGUAUUCAAAGAUGAACUUGGGUCUUCAUGAAUCACUCAAGAUUUGUUACCCGAAAGAACCGCCAGGUGUGUGCCAAUCCUGAGAAGAAGUGGGUUCGAGAGUACAUCAACUCUUUGGAGAUGAGCUAGGCAAGGGCUCAUCUGGAACCCGACCUUGCAGAAACUCAGCUGCUGCCGCCUGCCCUAGUCUUAAGCGGUUUAGGAAGCUUCUCCUCAAUCCCUGUUCUGCUUCGCUCUUGGGAGGGCAUCGAUUCUACCACCAAGCAGCAGUGGGAACAGCUUUUGCCCUACUUGAAGCCUCAAAGAGUGAUUUAGGCCCUGCCUUUGCCACAGGGAGUCCCUCAGUUCCCACCCAGCUUCAGGCCUCUCGUUGCCCUUCGCCCAGUGGCAAAGAAGGAAAAUCAGCACGCCUCUGAAGGCAAAGAAGCAAGGCUGGGCCCCCGUAAGAAUUCCCAAUGGCCUGUGUGUCCAUCUCUAGCCCUCAUGGUGGCUGACUGGCCAACAUUAGAAAUCAGCUUCUCAUUAAAAUUCUCAGUGCAGU